AUGUCUGCCAAGAAUGCAGCUCGAGUAGGGCAGCCUAUCUCGCUUUUUCCGCAUGCAGUGGGCACACUUUCGGGACAAUUUGGUGACAAGGUUUUAAGGGAAUUGUGUGCAAGAUCGAGUGUGAAAAACCACUACGAUGCUCAAAAUGUCAGAAAACCAUCUACUGCUCAUUGCCAGAAAGUUGACUGGAAGGUGCACAAACGCAGCGUCUGCACCAAGCCGGCCAUCUUACACAAGGUGGACAAAAUGAUGAAAAAAUGGGGUGGGCCGGGGUCGGCAAUAGACAACGUCAAGAGGCGCCGGCGGAACCCGAUUCCUGCGCACAAUUGCGAUGGUUGUUUAUUGCGAUUCCGUGGUACUCCUCCAGAGGACGAGUAUGAUGUAGAGGAUGUAGGCGACGCCUUCAAGCGGUGCACGACUUGUGAUUACACCAUUUGCGAAAUUUGCACGUAUUCAGAUAUGCAAGGCGUGCCAUACUUUUAUCGUCCACCAGGCACUUGCCGCUGUCUCAAGUCAAACUUUGGCGAAAGCUAUUGCUUGUCGUCACCCUGUUAUCUUCAUGGUGAUGGCAGUAAGCCAUACCAUGGUGAUAGACAUCCUGAUAUGGCCAGCAGUGGGUAUGGCGAAGAUGCAUUUGAAGCAAAGAAGCGGCAGUGCAGGACGUGUGGUGUGAUUGCGCGAUGCUUGAAGAAAGAGCAUCUCAAGGAUGCUGUGGCGCUAUGA
Molecule: messenger RNA, 723 nt
Organism: Suillus bovinus
Lineage: Eukaryota; Fungi; Basidiomycota; Agaricomycetes; Boletales; Suillaceae
Exons: 6
Coding region: 1-723 (240 amino acids)
Source: RefSeq, a predicted model, not a curated record